This is a messenger RNA of Colletotrichum navitas, 576 nucleotides long. RefSeq lists its product as uncharacterized. The transcript is spliced from 2 exons. Lineage: Eukaryota; Fungi; Ascomycota; Sordariomycetes; Glomerellales; Glomerellaceae. The coding region runs from base 1 to 576 and encodes 191 amino acids. The record is from RefSeq and is a predicted model, not a curated record.
AUGACGAUAACGGUCAUGGUCGAAGGUGGGCAAGCACAAGGCCCCCUUACUCCAUCGCGGCCACGCCGGCUUGCCACAACCGGCCCCGUCGGUGGUGGUGCCCAAACGGUGGCGGUAGAGGCCUUGAACGACGCCAUGCUCCGCUACCACACGGCCACCCAGGAGCUCGUCAACAUCUCUAUCAACGAGAUGCUGGCCCGGUCGAACCUCCAUAAGGUCCUAUUCCAGCGCUCGACAAGCGGUCGCGGGGCUGAGCUGCAACGGGUCCUCACGCCUCGAGAGCGGGCCAACAGCGCCCGGGCCCUCAUCGUAAGCCUCGCGGCUGACACGGACGACAGCGAGGCGGCCUCCCGGCUACCGAUGCCAGACGAGGGUGACUUUGGCCCUCUGCGGCGUCUCGUCAAGCUCCAUGUUCGGCGUCGUCAGGUCGUGACGGAGAUGCGGCGGCUCGCGGUCUUGGUCCGGCUGGGGCUCGAGGACACGUCCCUGGCGGGUGAUGGUGUCACGGCCGAGGCCUGGCGUCAGCUCAUCAAUGGGGUUUGGGAGCCUGAUAUGCCAUGGCUUGGUGUGAUGUAG